This is a messenger RNA of Gracilinanus agilis (Agile Gracile Mouse Opossum), 5269 nucleotides long. RefSeq names its product DExD-box helicase 21 (gene DDX21). The coding region runs from base 77 to 2698 and encodes 873 amino acids. The record is from RefSeq and is a predicted model, not a curated record. Lineage: Eukaryota; Metazoa; Chordata; Mammalia; Didelphimorphia; Didelphidae. Gene Ontology annotation, molecular function: helicase activity; ATP binding; RNA binding. The transcript has 16 exons.
GGAGGUGACGUUGCCCACCGUCUGCUUCCUUUCCACGAGGCUGUCGGUUACGGAGCGCGCUUGCUGCCGAACUACUAUGCCGGGGAAGCUUCUCUCAGAAGCCGAGGUCGAAUCAGAGGCGGUCAUGGAGGCGGCGGAGCAGACGCGGAAACAUAAGCAUAAGAAAGAUAAAAAAGAGAAAUCAAAAAAUGAUAAACUGGAAAAGGAGCCCCAGGUAGAGACUGAGGAGCUUGACUCACCUAAGCCCAAAAAGGUGAAAAAGGGGGAAGAAGUCAUUUCUCCAAAGCCUAAAAAGGCCAAGAAGAAAGAACAACUCCCAGAGGAUGAGGAAGACUUUUCCCCUAAACCAAAAAAGGCCAAAAAGAGUGAGGAAGGGUCUGUGGAUGAGCCCAAAAGCCUGAAAGAGAGAGGGGGCGCUUCUACAGAUGAGGUCUGCUCUAAGGCCAAAAAGACCAAAAAGAAAGAGGAGCCUUCUGAAAUUGAAAGCCCCCUGAAGCCCAAGAAAGCCAAGAAGAAGGAAAGAGAAGUAAAUGGAGACACUGGAGAGAAAACACCAAAACUGGAGAAGGUGAAAGUAAGUAACGGAUUGUCCCACUCCAAACAGGCAUCUGAUUCUGAGGAGUCCAGUGAAGAAAGUCACAGUGAGGAGGAGCAGGAAAAUCAUCUUCCUAAAGGAUUAGAAAGCCACACCCUUAGUUCUAAAGGAUUAAAAUCCCAGUUGCCAGCUGGACUAACAGAACAAGUCAAAGAAGAAGAAGAGGAUGAGGAUGAGGAUGAGGAUGAUGAUGAUGAUGAUGAUGAUGAUGAUGAUGAAGAUGAAGACCAAGAGUUGGAGAAACCCAAAAAAGACAAAAAGAAGGAAAAUGAGAAAGAUUCUAAAGCUGAAGACACUGAGGAGUUAUCUGCAGAGCAGAAAGAAGGUGCUUUCUCUAAUUUCCCCAUCUCUGAAGAAACGAUUCAACUCCUCAAAGCCCGAGGAGUGACCUACCUGUUUCCUAUACAAGCAAAAACAUUUCAUCAUGUGUCCAGUGGAAAGGACUUAAUCGCUCAAGCCCGGACAGGAACAGGGAAGACAUUCUCUUUUGCCAUCCCCUUAAUUGAAAAACUUCAGGGAGACACUCAGCCCCGAGCAAGAGGCCGUGCACCAAAGAUCCUGGUCCUCGCCCCUACAAGGGAACUGUCAAUCCAAGUCAGCAAAGACUUCAGUGACAUCACCAAGAAGUUGACAGUGGCUUGUUUCUAUGGCGGAACGCCCUAUAAUGGCCAGAUCGAUCUCAUUCGGAGAGGGAUUGACAUCUUGGUGGGCACCCCAGGCCGCAUCAAAGACCAUCUGCAGAAUGGCCGGCUGGACCUCACCAAGGUGCAGCAUGUUGUGCUGGAUGAAGUGGACCAGAUGUUGGACAUGGGCUUUGCUGAGCAGGUGGAAGAAAUUUUAACUGUGGCUUAUAAGAAAGAUUCAGAAGACAAUCCCCAGACAUUGCUUUUUUCUGCUACUUGUCCUCACUGGGUGUAUGAUGUGGCCAAGAAAUACAUGAAAUCCACUUAUGAGCAAGUUGACCUUAUUGGGAAGAAGACGCAGAAAGCUGCGGUGACUGUGGAGCAUUUGGCCAUCAACUGCCAUUGGUCUCAGAGGGCAGCAGUCAUUGGUGAUGUCAUCCAGGUCUAUAGCGGGAGUCAUGGACGGACCAUUAUUUUCUGUGAGACAAAGAAGGAAGCUCAGGAGCUCUCCUUGAAUGAAUCAAUAAAGCAGGAUGCCCAGUCAUUGCAUGGAGAUAUUCCACAGAAACAAAGGGAAAUUACCCUUCAGGGUUUUCGGAAUGGUAAAUUUGGUGUCCUGGUGGCAACCAAUGUGGCUGCUCGGGGUUUAGACAUACCUGAGGUUGAUCUGGUUAUACAGAGUUCUCCUCCAAAGGAUGUAGAGUCCUACAUUCAUCGUUCUGGGCGUACAGGCCGAGCCGGACGGACUGGGAUCUGCAUUUGCUUUUAUCAGAAGAAGGAGCAGCACCAACUGGCACAGGUGGAGCGGCAGGCGGGGAUCACAUUCAAGCGUGUGGGUGUUCCUAGUGCUUCUGAAAUAAUUAAAGCCUCCAGUAAAGAUGCUAUCAGGUUUUUGGAUUCGGUACCCCCUGCGGCCAUUAACAACUUCAGGCAGACGGCUCAGAAAUUGAUUGAUGAAAAGGGGGCUGUGGAAGCCCUGGCUGCGGCAUUAGCCCAUAUCUCAGGGGCGACCACUGUAGAACAGCGUUCCCUGAUUAACUCAGAUGUGGGCUUUGUGACAAUGGUUUUGCAGUGCUCCAUAGAGAUGCACAACAUUGGAUAUGCUUGGAGGGGGCUCAAAGAGCAGCUGGGGGAAGAGAUUGACGACAAAGUGACCCGAAUGACCUUCCUCAAGGGGAAGACGGGUGUUUGCUUUGAUGUCCCUGCUGCAGAAGUAAAAUCAUUCCAGGACCACUGGCAGGACUCGAGGCGCUGGCAGCUCUCUGUGGCCACAGAGAGACCUGAGCUGGAACAGCAGCCCGAUGAAGGCAGGGGCUUCUCUAAUUUCCGGAGCGGUGGUGGCCGUGGUGGCCGAGGCGGCGGCCGAGGUGGUGGUGGCCGAGGUGGCCGGAGCGGUGGUUUUGGUGGCUUCAACAGGAAUGACAAAUUUCAAAACAGAGGCCAGAAGCGAAGUUUUCAGAGAGCGUUUUCUCACCGUUAGGAUGCACAAAAGGACAGGACUACAUGUGGAGACAGCACUGCACUCUGCAGACUAUACAGAUUAUUAGAACUGCUUCCUGCUUCCCUUUUACCACUCACCAGAGGAGCCCUCAGUGCUCAUUGCAUUGAGUGGUGUCUGCCUUUGGGUUCUUCCAUCCUUUUGUCUGCCAAGUCUACAAAGGCUUUAGUUUGAGGAUAACAUCCUAAAUGUAUGUGUUCUAAUUCUAAAACUCACGUCAAUAGAUUGCUUUAAAUCAAGUCCAUUCUCUGCCCAGACUACCCUCCUUUGGCGGUAGUUGUUAUCAACGGUGUCUCUGGAUACGGUUUUACCCUAAGGACAGUCUCCUGGGCACUCAUGCUCCAAGGACCCUUCCUGCGUAGCCAAAGAUUGUUUUUGCAACAGAUAUUCCCAUUUGGCCUGUUGAAUGAAUUGUCCUGGGGGAGUCAUCAGCUAAGGGUAAAUACUGAUGAGCAUUGGGCAUUCGGCUUGUUCUAGAGUCUGGGUCCUGCUAACUGGCAUAUCCACAGAGAAGAUUGUGGAUUUGCUAUUAAAAAACGUGUUUUUGUACAUCUAAUGCUGCUUUUGGUGCUCAAGAAAUAAAUUAUAGGCAUUCUCGGUGGUGUGGGAUCCAAGUUGCUUGAACCAGUUUCUAUCAGGCCUUCCUUCCUGGUAGAAGAAAAAUAAGUGAAUUGACAAAAGGUGUCUAACAGUGUCAGACAUCAGAAGAUAAUUUCAUCCCUAUUCCCACCUGGGAAGAAAGGAAGGCAGAUAUUUUUAAAUCUACUUUGAACUCUUCUUCCAUUUGGGAAAGAAACAUUGCUAUUUAUUAGAAUGAAAAAAAUGUGGAUUUGCUAAGCAGAUGAAAUAAACAGUUGGAUAACUUUUUUAAUUAUGAGAAAAAUUUCAGACACCAUCUUAGGGAGGCGUAAAACCCAGUGCAGUGAUUGGCAAGCUGGUUCUCGUUUAGUAGUAGGAAAAUAAUUAAGUUGAUUUUCAUUCUGUAAAUUUUUAUAACCCUGUAAUGUUAGUGUUCAUUUACUUUUUAAUUCUGCAGACAUUUAUUAAGUACCUACUGUGUGCUAGAGGUCUUUCUGUGUGAAAAUGGUUUAUUCAGUUGCUGGACUCUUCCUGUUCUGUCAAGUAUCUUUGGAGACUCCAUCAAUGAUCUGAGUCAUGUCCAUUCCUCCCCCCAUAAGGGUGUGUCCUGACUGGGUUCCCAUUCCUCCUCUGGGGAAUCUUCUGUGGCCUUCUCCUAGACCCUGCCCCUUGUCUAUGUGCAGGGGUGUGUUAGGCCUAAUAGUCCAAAUGAGCAGUUAACAAGCUUUUGUGAAGCCCCUUUUGGGGUUACCCACUCUAAUAAGAUUUAGUGGAAGGAACACUGGGUUUGGAAUCAGAAGAUCUGGAUUUGAAUUUCAGCUCUGUUCUUUACUAGCAAAUCCCGCAAAUCCCUGGGUCUCAGUUUCCUAAAGUAUAGAAUGAGAGGGGCAGACUAAAGAUCUCUAAGGUUGCUUCUGCCUCCUGUGGUCCUGAAGACCCCCAUUUUUUUCUCCUUUGGCUCUCUGAAACACCAGUUCAUUGGAGACCCCCAACCUCCAGCUGCUCUGAUCAAUGGGGAAACAUGUCCCCUUUAGAAAGUGGUGCCAUGAGCAGCUGAAUCCCCAUUCACUGAUGCUCUUGGAAAUUCUUUGAACUCAUUGUGGUUCUGGUUGUUUAUGCCUGCAUCUGUGAGUGUGCUGAAACCCCUCAAUCCCUGCACCCCCUUUUCAUCUCAGGAUGCUCUACUGAAAGCCUGGAGGUCGGGCUUUUGUUGGACUAGGACUCUUAGUUUUUUAGAUGAUGAAAGUGACUCCCCAGAGAAGUAGCUCCAAUAAGGUACAUGGAGUACAUGUACAUCGAGUACAUGGCAGAGCUUCCAUCUUGAACCCAGAGCUUGUGGUCCUGCAACAGAUCCUCUUUUUAGUGCUGGCUUUGUGGCAUUUCACCCCUUUUUACUAGGUCCGUGUUGGGGCUGUGGGAAGGGGGGAGGAUGGCUUUUACUACAGUUCACAAAACUUUUCCCCUCAUUCCUACAAUUUAGCAAGUUUAUCUGCCUCUGCCCAAAGUAGUGGGCAAACCUUUGCUCCUUAGCCAAUAGCCUUUAUUUUGGAACUAAAGCCACCUAGUACUAAUGGGGCAGUCUAAAGGGGCUUAUGAGUGUAGGCUUUUGUGCUUGGGAAUCAAGAAUGCUCCUACCAUGCAAAAAGGGAAACAGGAAUACAAAAGUUAGUGUGGUGCACUUGAGCUUUGGAGAAUUAGACUUUCAAAAGAACAUGCCAAUGUUCAAAAUGAUGUGAUGAAACUUGUGCUAAUACCAUUCACUAGAACCCACGAUGUGCUUUAUAAAGGAGGUUUUGUUGGGCUGGCCCAGGGACCUCGCCACCAUUUAUUGCCCUUGAGUUCCAAAUGGCUUUUUAUCAAAUGAAUUUAUGGAACACACUUUGGUCAUGAAUUGGCAACUGUCAACAGAAAUUAUUAAAAGUAAAUAUUUUCUAAGAUACUGUCUUAUACCAUAAUAAAAACUUAGUUUCCUUA